AUGAUGUCCGCCGAUGGUCCUCCUGCCAUGGUCGGUAGUGAGAGUAGCUUUUUGUCGUCACCGGACAAACAGCAGCAACAACAAGUAGUCCUGUCGUCGCCACCACCACCGGAAGAAGCCGGUCGUGAAGAUCAGCAACAAUCGGUAGUCUCUCCUACCAGUUUGACUCAAAGCGCCAUGGACGCUCAUUUGAAUCCUCGGUCUGUGGCAACGCUCUCCCAAGCCUGGGAAUACGAUGACAUGUACGACAAUUGUCACCGCUGUGCGGUCAAAUUCACACUGCUGGAACGAAAGCAUCAUUGUCGCUAUUGUGGAAAAAUAUUCUGUCGCAAUUGCAGCAAAGACAAGGCACUCAUUCCUCCCAGUGCCAUUGUCCUGGUCCCCAAGGGAGGCAAACAAGUCACAUCCAAACAAGCACAACAGUUACAAUCGGGAGUGUCCUUUAGUCCCGAUGAAGAUCCCGAUCGCAUGUUGACAUAUGUCGCCAGUGGAGGAGGCGGAGAUCAACUGCAAUUGGCACAACAACAACAACAACAACAACAACAAGGAGAAGUUUUGUUAUAUGGCAAAGGCCUCGAAGAACGAUUCCAAUUGGCACGAGAACCCCUUCGCGUGUGUCGUGGUUGUCAUGUUACACUAGCACCCCUACAAGCCGAAUUACAGCGCUCCAAUUCGCAUGCCAUGCGAUUCAAUCAUAUCGAUCCUACUGAUAUGCGACGUCUUUUUAAUUCGCCAUUGGCAUUUACGCUGGGACAUGAAGUUCGCAAAGCGGCGUAUACGCUCAACAAUCUCUUGCCACAACCCAAACGACGACUCGGGGCUAUCCAAGAUGUCGAUACAUUUGCGUACAAUGGUACUCCCGGAAUUCAUCAACAAUGUCAAGAAGAAUGUUCCACCAUUACACCCACACUGGCACAACUCGAUGGACUCCGCAUUCCCGCAAAAUUGUUGGAAGAAGCCCGUGGUAUUGCUGUCUUGACAGUUGUCAAGGGAGGAUUUGGAUUGGCCGGAGCCGAAUUUGGAACGGGUCUCGUCGUGGCGCGGCUCGGUGGAAGCAACACGUGGAGUGCCCCCAGUGCCAUUGGCACGGCCGGAUUAUCCUGGGGUGCUCUGGUCGGUGCACAAAUAUCCGAUCACGUCUUUGUCUGCAUGACGGACGAAUCGGUGCGCAUGCUCAUGGCGAGUAAUGGAUCGGUCCAAUUGGGUGCCGAUGUUGGAGUGGCAGUAGGACCUGUCGGUCGUGCCGUCGAAGCCGAUUACGGAGCGUCCCACCGAGAAGUCGCUCCCAUUUAUACCUACUCGUUGAGCAAGGGACUCUACGCCGGUGUCUCGCUCGAUGGCAAGGUGAUUGUUACUCGUCAUAACGUCAAUGAGAAGUUUUAUGGACGCAAAGUGUCACCGGAAGAAAUUCUACAAGGACAAAUCCCCACACCGCCCGCGGCGCAGCCCCUGUAUGAUGCCCUCACGAGGUGUCAAGUCUACACGCAACCCAAUUUUCAUGCGCGAAGAACGGCUCGACAAGUCUCUGGUGGUCUCUAUGGUGGCAGUGGUUCUGGUACCAACAACAGCACUGCCAUGGAAUAUGGAGAAUGGGGACUGGUGGAUGGCAUGAAUCAGUUGAACAUGAGUGGUGGUGGUAUCAACAACAACCACAACAACACGAAUAGUUUCAACAACAACAACAGUGCUGUGCUCAACUCACCAACGAGUCCCUACGGUGGAGCCACCAACAGUGGGACCAUGACAAGUCCCUAUGGAAUGGUCAGUUUUGAAGAGCCAGCACACACACAACCACUGUUCCAACCGCAGCCUCCCAUGCCGCAGCAGCCACCACCGCCUCCUCCUCCUGCGAACCAGCAAACGCCCACCAUUGCGCAGCUUCCACCGCUGCCAACCCAACAGAAUCCCAUGCCGCCCGCCCCCAACGAUGCGCACUCCUACGCUGGAAUGAGUGACAUUACGUCGGAUCCUGGAUGGUGA
Molecule: messenger RNA, 1980 nt
Organism: Seminavis robusta
Lineage: Eukaryota; Bacillariophyta; Bacillariophyceae; Naviculales; Naviculaceae
Source: the annotation of a GenBank genome assembly